This is a messenger RNA of Branchiostoma belcheri (Belcher's lancelet), 480 nucleotides long. Its product is annotated as G-protein coupled receptor 6-like. The record is from RefSeq and is a predicted model, not a curated record. The transcript has a single exon. The coding region runs from base 1 to 480 and encodes 159 amino acids. Gene Ontology annotation, biological process: G protein-coupled receptor signaling pathway. Gene Ontology annotation, molecular function: G protein-coupled receptor activity. Lineage: Eukaryota; Metazoa; Chordata; Leptocardii; Amphioxiformes; Branchiostomatidae. Gene Ontology annotation, cellular component: membrane.
AUGACAUACGUCAACCAGGUCACCAACGACAGAUGCAAGGUCGCGAUCGCCGUGGUCUGGGUGUGGAGCGGAGUCCUGGCGAUGCUGCCUGUCUUUGGGUGGAACUGUGAGAGGUUCGAGCCCGGAUGUGCCUGGCUUGGAGGAGGUACACCGCACAGUUACCUGGUCUUGAUCCUGGUUCUCGUCUUCAUCCCCAUGAUGGCGAUCGUGUUCUUCAACGUGAGAGUGUUCUACAGUCUGUGGCAGCACGUCAGCGACAUUUUAAAACAAGAAGCUUCCGUCGGCGCGCCGCCCAGCACCAGCAGAAAGUCCGCCGUCACUAUCGUCCUGAUCACCGGCGUGUUCCUGGUGGGCUGGCUGCCGUACUGCGUCGCGGUCCUCGGGUGUGCCGCCAGCGGCGACUGCGCCGCGGUCAGACCGACGCUGUUCUUCGUCAUCCUGAACUCCGCCGUCAACCCGUCAUCUACGGCCUCCGUCUGA